Ilex paraguariensis (yerba mate) is the source of this 2888-nucleotide messenger RNA. Lineage: Eukaryota; Viridiplantae; Streptophyta; Magnoliopsida; Aquifoliales; Aquifoliaceae. The record is from the annotation of a GenBank genome assembly.
AUGUACAAUGGAAUCGGAUUACAAACAGCCCGUGGCUCGGGAACGAACGGGUACGUCCAAGCAAACAAGUUCUUCGUGAGACCCAAGACCGGCAAGGUCAUCGUCGACAACAAGGGUUUUGAGUCCGGUCAGGGCACGGCCGGGCUCACCAAGAAGCCCAACAAGGAAAUUCUUGAGCACGAUCGGAAACGCCAGAUCCAGCUCAAGCUUGUCGUCCUUGAAGACAAGUUAAUUGAUCAAGGUUUCACUGAUGCUGAGAUUGCCGAGAAGCUCGAUGAGGCUCGGAGGACUCUCGAGGCCGCCUCACUCUCGGAGGAGGCUGGUGGCCCCACCACAAUUGUCAUAUCUGACAAGAAAUAUUCGGAUACGCAGACCCACCAGAUUGCUGCCAGGAAGGAGAAGCAGAUGGAAACUUUAAAAGCUGCACUUGGAAUAGGGGUUGAAAGUGAUGAUAAAAAGAAGCAGGCUGAUUCUGUUGAAGAGGAUUUUGAUGAUGAUAGACCAAGAAAUAGCAGGAAAAAUGGUGGUAGUGAUGAUGUCAAGGGGCAUGAGAAAGACACUGGAGAGAAAAAAGAUGAUAUAAAAAAGGGUGUAAAAAAUAAGAAUGCAAAUGUAAGAGAUGAGCAGAUGAAAAAAGAAAGCAAAAGGAGAAAAGAUGGAGAUUCUUCUGACACUGAUAGCGGUGGAAAAAGUUUGGGAAGGCCUAAGAAGGAUAGGAAAAAUGGUAGAGGGAAGUAUACUGACUCUGAUUCUGAUUUUGAUAUUGAUGUUAGGAAGACGAUGCAAAAAUCAUCAAGGAAACACAAGAAAAGUAGGCAUGACAGUGAUGAUUCUGAGUCUGAUUAUGAUCAGAAAUAUGAAAGAGCUCAUAAGAGGCAUGAUUCAGAUGAUGAUGACUCUAGUUCUGAUGAAAGCCUUAAACGUAAUUCUCAAAGGGUGCAUCAACGCUCCAAAAAGAGCAAGCGGCAUGAAUCGGAUGAUACUGACUCUAGUUUGGAUGAAAGCCCUAAACGUAGCAGUCAAAGGGUGAAUCAACUUUCCAAAAGGAGCAAGCGAAGUGAUUCUGAUGAUGAAUCUGAUGCUGACAGUGGGGAGGAAUGUAAAAAAAAACAGUUAGAGAGAAAGAGGUAUCAGCCAAGUGUAAAUUACAGGCCAGAGAAAGGUUAUUUCAGUUCAAAAGAUCAUAGGAGAAUCAGCAGUGAUAGAUGGGAAGCUGGACGGUAUGGUGUGGAAAGUGACUCUGAUUCUGAAAAAGCAGCAAAACACAAAAAAGCGAGUGUGGAAAAGAGUGGGAGAAGGUAUAAUAACACUGAGAAAGACAAGUCUAAUGGUGACUAUGAUGGAAAAAUAAAGAAGAUUCAGAAAAGCAGACGGAAUGACUGCUAUGAGGAUGGUGGCAAUGACUUUAAGAGUGGCGAUUCUCAUGAGAAGAGUGAGAAUGAUUCGGGCAGCGACACUAGUGAUGACAGAUGUGAGAAAAUUGCUAGGAGGAAGCCUCUAGAAAAGAAGCGAAGUGGUGGUAGAGAUGAUUUGAGUGGCAGAGGUGGUACUGGUCUAGAGGACAAAGCUAAUGCUGUUGGAACUGAUGAUAGGAGGAGAGAAAAACGUGGUCAUCACAAUGUGGAUGAUUCGUCAGACACAUUCAGGCAAUUAGAGGAGCUGUCCCAAUCAAGGAGAUAUGUAAUGGAUGGAUCUGCUGAUUUAAGUCGAGAGAUGAUGAAGGGAAAGAGGAAGGCUGACAAUGGAAACCAGGAUGAGCAACCAGAGGCAAAGUCAAGAAGUCGGAAUUUUGGGAAAGAGGCAGAACAUAGUAGGGAUAUUGAAUCUGAGAGAAACAGUAGAUCAUACAGGAAUAAAGAUGAUCAUAGGAGACAUGACUACACAAAAUUGGAUAGAUCUGACAGAGGACAUGAGGAUAAGAAUUCUGAACGGGGGCUCAAAAGUCAGAUUGGGAGUGACUUGCCUCAUAAAAGUAGGAAAAAUGAUCAAAAUUAUGAGGAGCAUGAACGGGGUAGAAGACAAAGUAGGGAUGAAGGUGACCAUGGGAGAAAACACAAAAGAGAUGAAGACGAGAUUUACAAAAAGUAUGAGAAAGAUGGGGAGCAUCAGCAAAGAAGGCAUGGAAGGGAGAUGGAAGAAGAGCGUGGUACUACAAGGUAUGAGAGGGAUAGACAACUAGAUUCCUCCAAGAGAGCUAAGUAUGAUGAUUCUGGUUCCAGUGAGAGAAGAAGGUAUGAUGGUGACCGGCAUGAUGAUGGACGGGCCAGGCGUCGAGAGUGAACUCCUGUUACCUAGUAGCUGGUAAUAUACAGUUUACAUGACUCGCAUCUUACUUCAAUGUAUAUGUGCAUGUGCUUGUGUUCAGGGGUGGAGCCAGAAAUAUCUAUGAGGGGGGCAAAAUAUAACUGAAAACAAUCCACUAGUUGAUGCAAAAAAAUUAAGUUCAAGAAUGACAAAAAAUCAAGACUCAGGACAAAAUUAUUGUGAAUUAGUAAAUUCAAUUUUUAUUUAGCAGAAACAAAUUCUGAAUAAAAAUACCCAAUAAUUUUUCUAGUACAUUGUAACCCAAUUAUAUCUAUAUAAUAAAACAGAUGAGAGUUUGAACUUAUGGAGGUAUAUUUUCUCCCCAAAUUUCACAUACUCAACACACACUUUUCCCCCCAAAUUUCAAAAACUCAACACACACUCCACAACACACAGCUGCACAUAUAUAUACACACUCCAACACAUAUUUUAAUGCAUGCACAAUGUAAUAAUUCAGUGAACAGUGACUUUAGUCACGGGCUAUCGCUAGUAUUUCAAUAAAAUAUAUUGUUCUUUCAAAUUUCUAACAUUUUGUAUAUUAAUUAAAUAUAAAUUAAUUUUUCACUAAUUUUCUAUCAAUGUGU